CCUCCCCGCCUCGCAGAGUUGGGAGAAGGAAGGCUGGGGGGUGUGGAAAAUAAAAGGAAAAGUCCCGGCACCAUGUAGGGCAGCGCCCCCCGCCCUGGCACCGCUGCCGGCCAGGGACCCCCAAGCUGCGGCCAUGAACGCGAGCGGCGAGGCCGAGAGCUUCCCGGGCCCGGUGCAAAUUGCAGGCAGCACGACGGUGCUGGUGGAGCUGACGCCUGACAUCCACAUCUGUGGCAUCUGCAAGCAGCAGUUUAACAACCUGGACGCCUUCGUAGCCCACAAGCAGAGUGGCUGCCAGCUGACCAGCGCUUCCGGGGCAGCCCCCAGCACGGUCCAGUUCGUAUCAGAGGAGACGGUGCCAGCCACCCAGACUCAGACCUCCACCAGAACCAUCACUUCUGAGACCCAAACCAUCACAGUUUCAGCUCCAGAAUUUGUUUUUGAGCAUGGGUAUCAAACUUACUUGCCUGCGGAAAGCAAUGAAAACCAGACUGCCACUGUCAUCUCUCUUCCUGCCAAGUCACGAACCAAAAAGCCAGCCACUCCUCCUGUUCAGAAGCGGCUUAACUGUUGCUAUCCAGGUUGCCAGUUCAAGACUGCCUAUGGCAUGAAGGACAUGGAGAGGCAUCUAAAAAUCCACACAGGAGACAAGCCCCACAAGUGUGAGAUCUGCGGCAAGUGCUUCAGCCGGAAGGACAAGCUGAAGACCCACAUGCGGUGCCACACCGGCCAGAAACCCUACAAGUGCAAGACGUGCGACUACGCCGCGGCGGACAGCAGCAGCCUCAACAAGCACCUGCGGAUCCACUCGGACGAGCGGCCCUUCAAGUGCCAGAUCUGCCCCUACGCCAGCCGCAACUCCAGCCAGCUCACCGUGCACCUGCGCUCGCACACAGGGGACGCCCCCUUCCAGUGCUGGCUCUGUAGCGCCAAGUUCAAAAUCAGCUCGGACUUGAAAAGGCACAUGCGCGUGCACUCGGGGGAGAAACCUUUCAAGUGCGAGUUCUGCAAUGUCCGCUGCACCAUGAAGGGGAACCUCAAGUCGCACAUCCGCAUCAAGCACAGCGGCAACAACUUCAAGUGUCCCCACUGCGACUUCCUGGGUGACAGCAAGGCCACCCUGCGGAAGCACAGCCGUGUGCAUCAGUCCGAGCAUCCGGAGAAGUGCUCCGAGUGCAGCUACUCGUGCGCCAGCAAGGCGGCGCUGCGCGUCCACGAGCGCAUCCACGGCCCCGAGCGCCCCUUCAAGUGCAGCUACUGCAGCUUCGACACGAAGCAGCCCAGUAACCUGAGCAAGCACAUGAAGAAGUUCCACGCGGACAUGGCCACGGCCGAGGCGCUAGCGAAGAAGGACGCGGGCAGGCAGAGCAGCCGCCAGGUGGCCAAGCUGGACGCCAAGAAGACGUUUCACUGCGACAUCUGCGACGCCUCGUUCAUGCGGGAGGAUUCGCUCCGCAGCCACAAGAGGCAGCACAGUGAGUACCACGAGAGUAAGAACCCGGAUGUGACCGUGCUGCAGUUUCAGAUCGACCCGAGCAAGCAGCCCGCCACGGCCCUCGCCGUGGGGCACCUCCAGGUGCCCCUCCAGCCCAGCGCGGUGCCCCAGUUCAGCGAGGGGAGGGUCAAAAUCAUCGUCGGGCAUCAAGUGCCCCAGGCGAACACCAUCGUGCAGGCGGCCGCCGCCGCCGUCAACAUCGUCCCACCCGCCCUGGUGGCGCAGAGCCCCGAGGAGCUGCCCGGCAACAGCCGGCUGCAGAUCCUGCGCCAGGUCAGCCUGAUCGCGCCCCCUCCGCCCUCGGGGUGCCCGAGCGAGGCGGGCGCCGUGGGCCAGCCGGCCGUGCUGCUGACCACGCACGAACCCGCCGACGGAGCCACGCUGCACCAGACUCUGAUCCCCGCGGCCGCCGCCAGGCCCCCGGAGGGCGCGGGCAGCCAGACUUUCAUCGCCAGCUCAGGCAUCGCGUGCGCGGACUUCGAAGGCCUGAACGCUCUCAUCCAGGAGGGGGCCGCCGAAGUGACGGUGGUGAGCGAUGGGGGGCAGGGCAUCGCGGUGGCCGCCGCCGCCCCACCUAUAUUCUCCUCGUCGUCGUCGCAGCAGGAGCUGCCCAAACAGCCUUAUUCCAUCAUCCAGGCGGCCGCGCACCCGGCCUUGCUCUGUCCGGCCGAUUCCAUACCAGAUUAAAAACUAGACACCUAGUAGGGAAGGAAGAGAGGGAUGGAACGAGAGAACGAGCAGAAUUCGGGAAGAGAUUCGCUCAUGAGUCUUCCCUGAAUCGUGACCCCCACCACCGCCGACACCGGAAUAAAUUGUAUUUUCUACUGCUUACUGUAAUUUUUUAAACACUGUAAAACUCUUAGACCACCUCUGAAUCAGCAUGCUAGCUAGGAUGGGAUCCUACACAGGAGGAGUUGGAGUUCAAUGCGUUAAGUAGGGAAUACAUUUGUUUGUUCCCAGCUCUAUCAAAGGUUCUGGCCCUUCGCAUUCAGCUGGUGCGGUAAUGUCACCUCCUAGACCCUCCCUGGCUCUGCUCUGAAACACCCCGCAGUCUGGGGUAAUGUGUGUUCUACAUAGAGACAAAUAAACCUGCUGGCUUGAAGCCCCAUUUUCUACAUAAUGUUACAUGGAUACUUGAAAGAAAAAAUACUUCGUGCGAAGGAGCACAAUGGUUUUCCUAAUAAAUUGAUUCUUGGUUAAAGUAGACUGAAUGUUAAUGUUUCUUCACACUCAAGCAGUGAUUUGGGGCUGGGGCUGUGAAUCCUUAUACAAUUAAACAGAAUGUGAAGCAGCAGGGCUGUUUGGUCCUCCCAUAAAUAUUACAUGAGCAUCUGACCUCUGCGGUAUGCAGUACUUAAAGCAAUCUGUACAACUAAGUUUAUUUGAAACUUAGGACAGAUGAUCCCAAGAUAGUUCUCUUUAGAUGCAACUAAGAUUUUCUAGGAAACCAAUUUUGGGGGUGUUAAUAUUUGUGCAGAUCCAGGGUCCAAUUAAGUGAUUUGGAAAAGCACAUUCCAUUUUCCAAAACAUAGACUGUAUUGGCAGGGGAAAAAAGUCGAAACUGUUACUGUAUUUUCAAGUGAAAUGCUGUUGUGUCAGAAGGUGGCGCCAGAGAGCAACACAGGAUCACCCAUACAGUGUAACAGAUUGUAAGAGCUCUGAUUUCUGGCCCUAAAAAAGAUUUACAAGGAAGGGUGAUCACCGUUUUGAAAGAAGUGCGCUUAGACCGUUCUGCUGUUCGUUUUUCCAGAGUUGUCACUGCUGUUCUUCCAUAAUGUACAAAGUUAUCUAACCAAACUUGUCAUGCGGAUCAUCUCGCUUUUAUAUGACUAGGGAUGGCUUCUGUUUGGUAAAUAACAG
Octodon degus (degu) is the source of this 3355-nucleotide messenger RNA. It is a transcript of the gene Zfp64, whose product is annotated as ZFP64 zinc finger protein. The coding region runs from base 134 to 2182 and encodes 682 amino acids. The record is from RefSeq and is a predicted model, not a curated record. Lineage: Eukaryota; Metazoa; Chordata; Mammalia; Rodentia; Octodontidae. Gene Ontology annotation, biological process: regulation of gene expression. Gene Ontology annotation, cellular component: nucleus. The transcript is spliced from 6 exons.